AUGAGAAAUACCACUAUGUUCAUCACCAAAAUCCAUAUUUUCUACGUUUCUUUUUUCAUGCUCUCAAUUUUCAUAGCAUGUACUACUGCCUCAACCACUCCAUGUAGUGGUUCUAGGUGCCUCAUGUUUGUUGAAUCUGAUAUAAGUAUUCAGGCAUCAAACCCUCCUGAUUGCAAACAUCGUUGUCUAAAAUAUACUCCAUGCGUAGCAGUUCUUGUUCAAGUGCCACCAAUUGAUUCGACAGACCCAGAGCCCUAUCCCGAGGCAUGGAAAUGUAAAUGUGGCGGUGUAUUAUACCCUCCAAAUAAUAUUUAG
Molecule: messenger RNA, 315 nt
Organism: Vicia faba (fava bean)
Lineage: Eukaryota; Viridiplantae; Streptophyta; Magnoliopsida; Fabales; Fabaceae
Source: the annotation of a GenBank genome assembly